AUGGCAGCACCACCCCUACACACAGAAGUUGCCCUUGUAGAAGCAAACAGCCGUCCCCUUGGAGUCCAGUUAGUCAACUCCAGGAAAACCAACAAGAUAUCAGAGGCUACAGACCUUGUUGAACUGGCUCAAGCAAUACAGAAGGCUGAUGAGUUUACUAAAGCGAAUGUAGGCAGCAAGCUGACUGUGAUAGCUGAACAGAUGCAGUUUCUCCAGAACCAGGCACGAAAGAUUCUGGAAGAUGCCCGACGAGAUGCAGCCAUGCACCACGCUGCAUGUAAUCUUGUGAAAAAAGCUGGAACAAUUUACUACUUGUACCAACGGGAGUCUGGCCAGAACUAUCUAAGCCUUCUCUCACCUCAUGAGUGGGGCGUGUCCUGCCCCCAUGAGUUUCUCGGAGGCUAUCGCUUGGAGUACGACCAGUCCUGGACACCCAUCCCAGAUCUGGCCAAGAAGGAUCAAGCAAAUGCUCUCAUAGACAAGAUAUUCAACUCCAAGCACAUCCUCGCAGCAGCCGACCCUUCCGUGCAGAUGAAGCACAUCCUCAGAGCAGCCGACCAACCCGUGCCCGCCAGUGGCUCACAGAUCAUUGAUGUCACUGAACCCUGUGGUCUCUUCCAGGAAAGUUGA
Molecule: messenger RNA, 630 nt
Organism: Candidula unifasciata
Lineage: Eukaryota; Metazoa; Mollusca; Gastropoda; Stylommatophora; Geomitridae
Source: the annotation of a GenBank genome assembly